This is a messenger RNA of Pleuronectes platessa (European plaice), 3744 nucleotides long. RefSeq names its product eukaryotic translation initiation factor 4 gamma 3. Lineage: Eukaryota; Metazoa; Chordata; Actinopteri; Pleuronectiformes; Pleuronectidae. The record is from RefSeq and is a predicted model, not a curated record. The transcript is spliced from 26 exons. Gene Ontology annotation, molecular function: protein binding; mRNA binding; translation initiation factor activity. Gene Ontology annotation, cellular component: eukaryotic translation initiation factor 4F complex. Bases 1 to 3744 code for a protein of 1247 amino acids.
AUGGAUGACGUCUUUAAUUAUCUAGUUUUGUCACAACUGAAGGAGAUGCUGAACAUCUCUACCAAGCCCGAAGCCACGGAGGAGGAGCCUGUGGCAUCUUCAACCAAGGAGGCCGAGAUUAAGGAGGGUGACAGCAAGGCGGCGGCAGGCGAUGCAGGGCCCACAGAGAACGGAGAGCAGAAGGCCGAUGACGAAGCCGGGGAGGAGAAGGAAAGAAAGGGCACAGAGAAGAAAUUUUUCCAGAGGACUCAGAUACAGACUGCUAGGCCCACCAUCCCGACAAACACGUCUUCCAAACAGCCUGUCUCACAGACUCCUCUAGCCGUCUACCCCACUAGUCAGCCAAUCAUGAAGUCCAGGGCACCCAUGCCUUUCCCUUCCCUGCGGGCUGCACAGCAGCUGAGCAGCAGCCAGCCUCCAGAGCCGCGGCCUCAGCCACAGAAACAGUCCCAGCAGCCCCAACAGCAGCAGCCUUUGACAAAAGGGGCCUCCCACACCAAACCAGGGCCAGACCGGGCCGAUCCCAGUGGGAAGCGUAAAACGUAUGACAGGGCCUUCCAGUUGAGCUUCAAGCCUGCCUGCAUACAGAAACCUGAGGGACUCCCACCAAUCAGUGACGUGGUGCUAAACAAGCUUAAAAACCUUGGGGUCCGGCGACCACCACCCAGGAAGAUCAUCAUGGGCCUGUCUUUGCACGACGAUGUUCAGCUGAAGAAAUCAGAGAAUGCCUGGAAACCAGGCAUGAAGAGGGAAAGCCUCCCAGCGGAACCAGAGUCCAACAAAACACAGGACCUGUUCAAGAAGGUUCGCAGCAUCCUGAACAAGCUGACGCCGGAGAAGUUCAGCCAGCUGGUGAAGCAGGUGUGGGACCUGACCAUCGACACUGAGGAGCGGCUCAAAGGAGUCAUCGACCUGGUGUUUGAAAAGGCCAUUGACGAGCCCAGCUUCUCGGUGGCCUACGGGAACAUGUGCCGCUGCCUCGCCACGCUCAAAGUGCCCAUCACUGACGCUCCCAACAACACAGUGAACUUUCAAAAGCUGCUGCUAAGCCGCUGCCAGAAGGAAUUUGAGAAAGACAAGGUGGAUGAUGUGGUGUUUGAGAGGAAGCAGAAGGAGCUGGACUCUGCUGCAUCGGUAAGUACGGAGCGUGACCGACUUCAGGUAGAGCUGCAGGUGGCCAAGGACAUUGCCCGGCGGCGAUCCAUCAGCAACAUAAAGUUCAUUGGUGAACUGUUCAAGCUAAAGAUGCUAACGGAGGCCAUCAUGCAUGACUGCGUGGUGAAGCUGCUGGGGAACCACGACGAAGAUUCCCUGGAGUGUCUCUGCAGGCUGCUCACCACCAUCGGCAAGGACUUUGAUUUAGCGAAGGCCAAGCCUCGGAUGGAUCACUAUUUUAAGCAGAUGGAAAAAAUCAUCAGAGAGGGGAAGACGUCUUCACGGACAAGGUUCAUGUUGCAGGAUACCAUAGACCUGAGAUUGCACAAAUGGGUGUCAAGAAGAGCCAACCAGGGUCCAAAGACAAUUGAUCAGAUCCACAAGGAGGCAAAGCUUGAAGAGGAAGAGGAGCAGAGAAAAGUGCAGCAGCAACUGUACUUCAAGGACACCAGGAGACGGCCAGAGCAGAGAGAUCCGCAAGUACAGGGAGAGGAGACCUGGAACACUGUGCCCAUGAGGAAGAAUGGCAGGACCAUCGACCCCAACAAGAUCCCAAAGAUCUCCAAGAUGGACGAGAAGAUCCAGCUGGGCCCCCGGGCUCAAGUCACAUGGGUGAAGGGCAGCGGUGGAGGAGCCAAGGCUAAUGACUCAGAACUUUCAAGCACAGCGGUCCUCAACCGCUUCUCGGUGCUGCAGUUCGACCCCUCACCUCAACCCUCCACCACUCCUCCACAGAACCCAGACUUCGACGCCGGGACAACUCACGGAAGUCGUAGCCGUACAGAAAAAAAGAGCAGCAACAAGCCGCUGAUCUCUGCACCGAGUGUCACCGAGGUCGAAUCUGAGCCAGAGCGUAGCAGAGUCCGAGAGCCUGUGAAACCUGAGCCUGUCCAGACGAUAGAGAAACCUGCUCGGUCAGAGGAGGAGAUCGAGAGGAAGUGCAAGUCCAUCAUCGACGAGUUCCUGCACCUUAAAGAUUUCAAGGAGGCUGUCCAGUGUGUGGUGGAACUUGAUCUGGGCUCUCAGUUGCACAUCUUCAUACGUGUGGGGGUGGAGUCGACUCUGGAGCGCAGUCAGAUAACACGGGACCACUUGGGCCAGCUCCUCUUUCAGCUGGCGCAGAAGGGAAUCCUGCCCAAACCCCAGUUCUACAAAGGGUUUGCAGACACGCUGGAGCAAGCGGACGACAUGGCCAUCGACGUUCCCCACAUCUGGCUGUACCUGGCCGAGCUGCUCAGCCCUGUGCUGAAGGAGGGGGGCUUCUCUAUGAGAGAGCUCUUUAGUGAAUUAAGCAAACCUUUGCUUCCUGUGGGAAGAGCUGGGAUCUUGAUCUCUGAAAUACUGCUCAUACUAUGCAAACAAAUGGGCCAUCGUACUGUGGCUUCUCUGUGGGAAGAAUCAGGCCUCAACUGGACUGACCUUCUGCCGGAGGAAGAGGAUGUCCAGGCUUUCAUCUCACAACAGAAACUCCAGUUUCUUCAGCCACAGAAUGAUGCGCCAAACAUGCAGGCCAACCCACCUGAAGCGGCCAACUCAAGUGAGCGUCCCUCAGCCAAGGAACCAGCCUCUUCUCACUUGUCCUCAGUCGAGGAGCUGAAACCCUCUUUGGUGCUACCUCAGACUCUGAACACAGACAAGCCUCUCUUAGACGCCCCUGGAACUCUGGCUGCCUUGUCUCUAGCAGCCCCCACGGCUUUGAACAGCCUUGCAGAGUCAGAGACUGAGCUGGAGACAGCCGCCGUUGAGCCUUCUCUCAUGCCCCCCCCUUCACUACAGCCCCAAGCCUCUAGUCCUGCUUACAGAGAGGCCGCCUCUGAAACUUUGCCUGCUGACACCACUCCUCAACAGAACCCCAACUUCGAAGCCAGGACAACUCUGGGAAGCCGUACAGGCAGGAAGCGCAGGAAGAACAGAAAGCGCAGCGCAAAGCCGCUGAGCUCUGCACCGUCUCAGCCGGAUCUGUUCACCAGGGGAAGCAGCUCAAAGGAGCUGCUGGAGAGUCCAACCCCGGAGGAGCCGCCAAGAGACAGCGAGCCAGAGGGAGCUGUGCCUAGGAGACUGAAUGUCUCAGAGCACAAACCUGAGCCAGAGGGCAGCAGUGUCUCUAGUCCUGCUUACAGAGAGGCCGCCCCUGAAACUUUGCCUUCUGCCACCACUCCUCAACAGGACCCCAACUUCGAAGCCAAAUGUGUGAAGGAGAACCUGGCUGAAUCUCACCUGAGCUCGUCUCCCUACCUGAGGGCGUUGAUGACGGCUGUGUGUAAGGCAGCAGUGAAAAAUAACACCAACUGUCGAGUGCACACGGCCCUCAUUCAAAAGAGAUUACCUGUAUUGCUCCAGUACCGGAACUCAGAGAGUGAGCGACAGCUGCAUGCUCUUCAGGAACUUCAGUCGCUGAUCGUCGCCCUCGAUCAUCCUCCAAACCUCCUCAAGAUAUUCUUCGAGUGUAUGUACGACGAGGACACAUUCUGCAAGUCGGGGACGAGAAAAGACCCGGCCAAUCAGCUGGAUAAGGGCGUGGCCCUGAAGACUGUCACAGCCUUCUUCACCUGGCUGCGGGAGGCGGAGGCGGAGGAGGAAGACAAUUGA